Molecule: messenger RNA, 4851 nt
Organism: Aspergillus affinis
Lineage: Eukaryota; Fungi; Ascomycota; Eurotiomycetes; Eurotiales; Aspergillaceae
Exons: 9
Coding region: 1-4851 (1616 amino acids)
Biological process (GO): protein autophosphorylation; phosphorelay signal transduction system
Molecular function (GO): protein binding; phosphorelay sensor kinase activity; histidine phosphotransfer kinase activity
Source: RefSeq, a predicted model, not a curated record
AUGGGUCAACACAACUCGAAAGCGUCCUCUGCAAAGCCGAAGGGGUCGAAACGCAAACGGCCUUCCAGUGCUGGACAAGGAUCUUGGCCUUUACCAAUUCUCACUGUGACAUCGGCCCCCAAGGACCUGGUUGGCACAUGGAGCGACUUUGAGAAUGGUCGUGCUCAGCGUCGUGAAAUGACGCUUACAGAGGAAGCUGUCAGAGAUGGUAUACCUGCUAUCAAAUGCUUUAUAUCCGCUCUGGCCACCCAUUUUCAACAUCAAAACUACUUGGAGCUCUUCUAUGCCUUCAUCGCUGGGUCAAAUGCCAUUGUGUACUGGGUUGAAUUGCGCCUAAAGCUUUCGCAAGACAAGUGGACAAAUGCAUUCGAUAUGAAAUUAAUAGCACGCCUUGACAGUGAACACAUCUACUUCCUCUAUCACCCUGAUACCGACUGGCAUGCAGAAUUCUUCGACCUGGUGAAAAACAAUUCGUUGCCUGUUAACUUCUUGGGCUUGUCUGAAAACCUCGAUUCCUUGUGUGCGUGGAUGUUGUUCUUGCGACGACACCUGAACGGAAAGGCGGCAAAAGCUCGGUUUUACCUAGUCAUUCCUGCCUAUCGUCCGAUGCUAGUCAAAGACCCUCUGGAAUUUCCAGAAGAGCUGUUUCCGCUCACAGUUCGAUGCGAUAUACAUGACUCGAAUCCAUACGUUUGGCUGAAUCUCCCCACUGUCGAUAAUUUGUCUUCCGAUCUCCUACAUCUGGAUCGCAUUGGGAACCUAGCGCGACCUCCAAGUGAAUGGGAGGGACCUGCUGUUGCGGCCGCUGCACUUGGUACGUUUUUACUCGGCGCCGCGACUACGAUUGCACUUGAGGGAGCGAUUAGCGUGGCUUUUCCACCUCUCGCUCCGGUGGCAGCUAUUGGUGGCAUUAUUGGAACCGUAGCUGCAGCUGAUGGUGCGCAAUCAACUGUCGCAGCCUUCACUAUUGUAACCAACUUGACCCGGCAACAGUGGAUGCUGAUCAUCCAGAUUUCACACGCGCAGUACGAUGGAUUCUCCGUGCCGGUCCUAUGGGAGGAUCUCAUUACUGCCUACCAGGGCGGGGGGUUGAGAGAGAGGACAAUUCACGGACGUGAUGUCCUACCGGCUAUUGAAUGCUAUACUCCGUCAAGGCCACCGCCUACUGGAUUGGAAGCACCGGGUGGCCAAGUGUGGCAAUCCGGAAAACCGGUUUUUGGGGUCUGGGGGUUUUGGGUUUUCGGGUCUGGACCGCUUCAUGUCAAGUCAACUUCCCACGCCACUCAAGGCACUCAAGACACACAAAUGUGUGUGACUCGGAACAAGAUCGGAUUCGCGAUCUGUCAAGGUGCGCUUUCCCUUUUCUACCUAACCUCGCCGAGGCCCCCACACGCUGAUCUUGAAAUCCCCCCCAGAUACUACUGCACAUUCGAUCAAGAUCCUCAAACGACGAUCGGCCCUUGUCUUUCGCCCGAUCCUACGCUGACUGCACUCACGCAACUCGGAGUGCAUCGUUUUGGAUGUGAUCGUUCUUUCGUCUCCAUCAUCGAUGGUCAACAGCAACAUCUCAUCUCGGAAGCAACCGCCUCGAUUUCGUUGCGCAAUAAAGAAAACCACCUUCCCAAUGAUGGAAUAUACCUCGGUGUCCGGACGCUCGACCUCGAAUGGGGUGUUUGCCCUCACGCCAUUCGUCUGUUCACCGGACAGGAUCCAUCGAAGAUCGUGAACACGGAAAACAUCACCGCAAAUCGAACCCGGAAUAUCAUCCGCGAUUUCACCACAGAAGAUUUCUACAAAGAUCGCCCUUACGUCCUAGAAUGGCCUUACUUCCGGUUCUAUGCCGAAGUGCCCUUAUACAGUCCAUCCGGGUAUGUGCUAGGCUCAUAUUGUGUCGUGGACAACAAGACGCGGACAGAGUUCGGAGAUGAGGAAGUUGCGGCUCUGCAGGAGAUUGCAGAUGCCAUCUCCCAGCAUCUUGAGAAUGUUCGAAUUGCUCAUUACCACCAACGGGGCGAAAAGUUGGUGAAAGGCUUGACAAAUUUCGUCAAAGGGCACAAGAAAUACGACCUCGCGGAUAAUCCCGCGCGACCUGCAGUGUCACGAGAGAAACUGAGUUUUCACAAUCUGAACCCGUCGGAUAGCGAAAUUCACGCCCAGGAGCCUGAUGCGUCACUCCCGACAACCCAAUCUCUCAGUGAAAAAUCAGCCUUGGAUCGAUCGUCUUCAAUGACCCAAGAUGAGGGAGCUUUUUCCCUUUUCUCCGAGACCAAAGACUCGGGCACAACACGACCGACUAGUCAACCGUCAUCGCUUGCACCAGGCUCACCAGAAUCAAGAGAACCGUCGGCCUCUGACAAGUUCUUUCUAGAUUCAACCAUGGAUGAGGAGUCCACUACUGAACGUGUGGCUGCGAUAUUCUCCCGCGCCGGCCAUCUCCUCAAAUCCUCGAUGGAACUGGACGGCGUAGUCUUUCUUGAUGCUCGCGAAAGCGACUCGCAAUUUGACCUCUCCGAUGCUUCGGGGAACGAAAUUCUUUCAUCAACCUACGAGCCUUUGGAUUCUGUGAACGACCCAUGGGAUUGUCUUAAAGGCAGCCGCUCUGGCAAGCACUCGCCAGAUAAUCCAGAAAUCCUAUGUCGCCCAUUAAACCAUAGUCCAAGCCUACCACCGAUUGAAAACCUGAGUCCGGAACCUGCACUCACUCUAUCAGAACACUUUCUACAAAUGUUGAUCAGAAACUUCCCAAAAGGGCACAUAUUCGACAUGGAAAAUGAGACCGAUACGCUGCAGGGGAAGUUUUCUCGCCAUUUCGCAUCUCGACUACCGGAUGCAAAAUCAGUACUUUUUAUGCCACUGUGGGACUGGAAUAAAUCACGUUGGUUAGCUGGAACGCUAGUCUGGACGCAUGACUCUCGCCGUGCAUUGGGCAUGGAAGAACUGCAUUACUUCAAAGUUUUUGGCGAUUCCAUUAUUUCCGAGGUCUCUCGGGUGCACUGGCGCGCGACAGAGAGAUCAAAAUUUGACUUCGUCUCAUCCAUCAGUCACGAGCUUCGCUCCCCACUGCACGGUAUACUUGGAAGCACAGAGUUGAUGCAAUCUCUGCCCCUCCAGCCCUCCCAGCAGGAUGUGAUGAAAAUGAUAGAAAGAUCCGGAUUGACCUUGUUAGAGACGAUUGAUCAUCUGUGGGCCUCCCUUCCUCAUAUUGCGAUGGCUUUUUCUAAUCGAACUGUUUAUAGGCUGGAGUAUUCUAAGAUAAACGAUUUGGCCACUAAAAUCUCGGCUGACACUAGAGCUCAGGCUGAGAUGACGGAUCGAGACUCCGGUUUUGACCUUGAUAUCUUAGUUGAAGAAGUAGCCACUAUCCUUUGCGCUGAUCACAAAUCACAAUGUGUGACCGAUCUCCCGGUUGCAUCUUCUUCUACUAGGCCUAGUGCGCAAGUGCAUCACCGAAGUCACAGUUACAGUGAUGAAGUGUCAGUCGUCAUACGGAUUGAAAAGCUCGAUUCAUGGAUGGUGCGAUCCGAUCCUGGCGCGUGGAACAGUAUACUGACGAAUAUUAUUCGUAACGCAAUGAAAUGGACUAAAAACGGCCUCAUUGAGGUGACACUAUCCCAAGUGAGGCCGGAAAGUGGCCACGGGUCUUCUUAUGCCCAUGCACGCGUCAAAGAUACCGGCACUGGGAUCUCGCGCGAUUUCCUUAAGGACAUGCUUUUUUCUCCGUUCACUCAGGAAGACCCACUGUCGCCUGGCAUCGGCCUUGGUCUCAACAUCUCACGUCAAUUGGCCAUAUCCCUUGGCGGCGAUAUUGACAUCAAAAGCGAAAUGGGUGUAGGCACCCAAGUCGACAUUCACAUACCUAUCAAGACUAUUCAACCUGUCAACAUACCCGAUGGUCAUUUAUCGAUCCCGCAGUCCCCCGUUUCACCCGCAUCAACUGAUGCAUCCGUCAUUGGAUUACAGCUUCAUCCAGACGUGGAUGAAGUGCCCACGGGGAUCUUAAGCAUCGAUGCAAGACGGAAGUUAUCCAUUCAGAACGCUCUCGAAGAUGUGUUCGCGAGACAGUUAGGCUGGCGUCUGUCACCACGGAAAUCUUUCGACGGAACGCCAUAUGAUGUCGCGAUCAUUGAGGAAGCAUACCUUAACCACAUGCUAAUCCAGGGUUUUCUACCUACGACUGACCCUAAGCAGCUUCGAGAUUACUUCAUUGUCCUUGGCGGAAAGAUACUGCUCUUCACUGAUGAUCUGCCUGCAAAUAUCAUCCGCGUUUCUCCACCAUUCGGACCUCGGAGUCUCCAUGACGCUGCAGAAAAAUUUCUGAAAGUCUUCAAGGCACCGCUCCAUUUGGACCCGACCAAUUUGGCUCCCAUUUCCGCUUUAUCCAUAACUCACCCGCAAAUAUCAUCUUCAGCAACAAACAAGAUCUCUAGCACAAUACCAGAUCCCCCUGAAUCUGUUGUCCAACCAACCGAGUCCUCACGAGAACAUACCCGUGUACUGCUUGUGGAUGAUAAUGACAUCAAUCUCAAGAUCAUGUCUACAUUCAUGCGCAAAAUUGGCUGCCACUACGACACGGCUUCGAACGGACUCAUAGCUCUCGAGAAGUAUGAGAGUUCCAGCCAACGAUUUGACUUCGUUUUGAUGGAUAUAUCUAUGCCCGUGAUGGACGGACUCGUUGCUACAAUGAAGAUACGCGAAUACGAAAGGAGCAACGGAAUCAUUCCAGCCUGCAUCAUGGCUGUCACGGCUGUUGCCUCCAAUGAGACACAGGAGGUAGCCUUUAAGGCAGGGGUCGAUGACUUUCUGGUCAAACCGUUGUCCCUUGCGAAACUUCGCAAAUCAAUGCAGGUUUGA